Molecule: messenger RNA, 2124 nt
Organism: Pseudocercospora fijiensis CIRAD86
Lineage: Eukaryota; Fungi; Ascomycota; Dothideomycetes; Mycosphaerellales; Mycosphaerellaceae
Exons: 17
Coding region: 1-2124 (707 amino acids)
Molecular function (GO): protein binding
Source: RefSeq, a predicted model, not a curated record
AUGGCCCUCCUCCUUGAACUUCUUUUCUGCUUGCCACCAAUCGUCUUCUGCCAAUUCAUCGUCAGAAUUCUCUUCGGGGGGUGGAGCAGCGUUCUGGCUCCGACAUGGAAGCUGUACGAGGACGCUUACACGGUUGCCCCUGUGCGCCCAGAGGCGGCAGAGGGCAUUAGGAUGGGGAAGAGGGGGAUGAAGUACCGGCAGGGGCGCCGAGCUGUGCGCCAUGGUGGUGAUGGUGACGGCGUGGUCUACCGUGAUGUGAGCCAGAGGACUGUCGGGCUUGAUAGGCUGAAAGCAGCAGUGCUGUUGUGUGUGUCUGGUGUGUGGUGUGAGUGGAGAGAAAAGGAGAGAAAGCGAAGAGGCGCGAGGAAGAGUUCUCAUCAGCGCGGUGAGCUUGGACCAGCAGUUGCCUGGACGGGUUAUGCGAGUGCUCUGAGGAGACGGCGAAGUAGGCUCUGCAGCAUUCGCAGAAUACGGAGACAGAACGAUCACUACUCAUGCAUUGGAGGACGAACUUGCCUGAGGGGAGAUGCUUAUACCGUGCAAGAAGCCUGGCCAUAUCAGAGACCACAUGCAUUGUCAUCCGGGUUACAGCACGGCUUUGAUCACACCAUAGGCGCCUCUCUGAGUACAUGUAGUCCAGUUUCUAUCUCUCAAACCAAAAGGCCUUCGGCCAGAGCCCCUGCGCACCUUUUGGUGGACUGCAAUGGGGAACCGUCUAAGCGGCAUUCAUAUCAGAGGCAAUGGCGAGUCACUGGAAUGCAUGGCAGUAGGGGCCAGCAAGAGGAGCCCCGUGACCGUGAGAUGGGAGAUGGCGCGGUGCUGGUUGCCAUGCUGGAGGUCCAGAUGCACAUCAAGGUAUUUGUGGCAGCAAGAGCGUCGACCAAUCCUAGGAGGGUUCGAGACACAGUUGCUGUUGACUUCCAAGGCAGCUUCCUGUGUCCCUCGUCAAGGCCAUUCCAAUCGGCGGUCGUUGAUGCCAUUGUCUUGAUCUUUGCACUGUCCUGCUGCGGGAAGCAAGUCAAUGCAGCUGCCUGCAUGCUUGCUUGCUUGACUUUGGAGCUUUCUCCCUUCAGCUUCUUCCAUCUUCUCUCACUCGUACACAACAACAACAACAACAUCAUGACACCGCCACACAAGCGGACAGACUCCACCACUGCCAUCAUCGACCACAAGCAGCCCUCCGCCCGAGCCAAGCUGGCGGCGGCCUGGAACGCCAUCAAAGAGCCUUUCCGCCGCAAGCGGACCCACCGCCUGCUGAAAAGGUUUUCAAAGGCUCAACAGAGCCGACACUUCAACACUGCCACCAUGACAUUGCCGCCCUCACACCUUCCACGGAGAGGCUCAGAGCUGCAGGCGCAGAGGCUGACAGACACCUUCUUGUAUCGGCGAGAGUCAUCCUCGGGGUCCAGAAGCCACCACCACUCGUCAAGAGCAUCUCCCGCAUCCGUGUCUUCACCAUUUCAUCCAUCAUCCAUACAAACAUCAAUCACUCAGAUCAUGCUCGAACCCUCCAGGGGCUUCGGCACCACCUUUGAAAUCACCAGCCAAUACCGCGGGAACAUCGCGACUUUGACGAAUCUGGAACGGUUAUGGGCGACGAACAACAAAUUGUCCGGACCAUUUGAUGCUUCCUUGUCGGCAUUGGGCAGUCUGCGCGAGAUUGAUGCUCGCUUCAAUUCGAUCUCGAACAUCGACGUGCUAUCUCAGCUGCCAAUGCUGGAGGCUUUGAUGCUAGGACACAACUCCGUCUCGCAGUUUGAGGGCUCUUUCCACUGCCUGACGAAGCUCACGAUCAGCAAGAAUCACUUCGUCUCGCUUUCGACACAUUUCGGAUCUUUGGCGGCGGAGAGGAUACCUUUCAAAAGUAGCAAGACAAGAUUGUGGGUGGAGUCAACAUAUGGCUCUGGCAGCACCUUUUUCUUCACCUGCAUAGUAAGUGCAUUCCUCACGUCCGCCGAAGCUGUGUUCCAAGCUGCCCCAAAUGAAAGACGCAAGCUGACGGCCUCCAGAACCAAUGCGCGGAUCCAUGUCAUCGGACGACCCAGGCCACCGGCGCAACCAGUCCGCCAGCAAUGCCAUACCACUCCAGAGUCUGAACCCUCAUGGCAUACGCCCGAGGAGUAA